AUGCCAAUGAACGCAGACAGAGUAUGGCGACGCCUUAUUCUCUCAAAAUUCACAGAGAAUAUCUGUAGCCAAGUAAUCAAGAAAGAAAACGAAGGUGGCACAGGAUUCGAAGUGAAGAAUAUUCUUGACGCCGUUGAUGAAAUUAUAACUCUUCAAGAAACUACCGAGCUAACAACAAAGACGUUGUUCGGUACUCAAACCACGCAAGCCAUGCAGAACAACGCCAGAGGACAUGAUAAUGGACGCCACCAAAGCAAGCAGUCCCCUAGUCAUCGAAUGAGGCAUGCAUGUCUGUGUGGAGAAGCGCACUCACCACAUCAGUGCGCCAGGUUCCCUACACCUGAGGCUCGCCGAAUGGAAGCCAAGCGCCAGGGAAUGUGCUGGAAAUGUUUCGAUAAAACUCAUGGGUCGAGAUCAUGCACAGCAAUGGGACCAUGCCCGAAAUGCACGGAGGAUCACCAUUCUUCGCUCUGCAUAACAUCGAGAUUUGGUCUGGAGCCAAUGAGCUUGUCCAAUCGGCGACAAGACCCACCACAAAGUUCUGCUCAGCAUGAAACUGCUAGAGCUCCAUUCUCACCACCAACCAACCGCUAUCGGCAGCUAGAACAAAGAAACAACAACCACGCAAGGCAAGCGGAUAGAGUGCAAGCAUUACACGCUGCUCUCAUUGAAGGCAUGACUUCGCAGUCGAAACAACCGACAACCACUCAGUGCGUACUACAAACAGCGUCGUUGCUAAUCUUCAAUGAAGCCGAAAUGGAAUACCAACCAAUCAAUGUUCUCCUUGAUUCGGGAGCUCAGAAAAGCUUUCUAAAGGCGAAGAUCAAAAAUCAACUGCAACUUCCCACCCGAAGCUCUACAAAGUUCACCACCAUAGGCAUGGGUGAGCUUCAGGAGACCUUCGACUCUCAAGAAGUUAGUAUAACUCUGAAAAGCCUGCACAGCUCCAGAAAGUUGAUACGGCAGGUGGUUCACUCCAAACCUAAGCUAACAGCACCCACAUGGACAGCACAACUAUCUCAUUCCGACAAACGCUUCAUCAAUGAAAGAAACUUCUCAAUUGCUCAAUGCAGCCUUGAAUCGUCCGAGAUUACACCUGAUCUUAUAAUAGGACAGGAUCUUCUCAAUCAAGUCUUAUGCUGUGACACACCAGCGAUGAUCCUUCCAUCAGGACUCAUUUUAACCCCCACUAUAUUCGGAUACACGAUCUCCGGAUCGAGCAAGGUUACCUCUGCCAAAAUCAAAGACGAUUUUGUGCGCAGCACACAUUUCAACGUUGUGCCAAUCUCUACCGCAACUGAAGGACAGGAACGAAACAUUACGCGUAAGGUAGAUCCACGCCGUAAACACAUGCCUAGCCGAACGUCUAGAAGGAAACACCGGCAGCAAGCAACACAAACGAGCGAUAGCAGGAAGCAGGACUGUAUGAAGCUCGACAGCUCGUCAAAGUCUUCCGCACGUGCUCUGCUACUGCUGCCUUAUCGCACCGGAAGGGACGAGAAUAACUACAGCCACAACUUCGGGAAAGAAUAUUUUGACUGCGACAACAGAAGUCAGCGCAGCAAGCCAAGAAUUAAAUGGACAUCCUACCACGUCUACACACUCCGAGCAGCAUCUGAGGAACAACUCCAAUCAUUGGAACCAUUUUCAUCAUUAUUGCUGUAA
This is a messenger RNA of Ostertagia ostertagi, 1665 nucleotides long. NCBI's taxonomy places the organism in Eukaryota, Metazoa, Nematoda, Chromadorea, Rhabditida, Trichostrongylidae. The record is from the annotation of a GenBank genome assembly.